GAACAGCUGAUGAUAACUCUGCUAUUGCAGAUAUACUGAACACGUUUAUAGAAUUGCUCACCUGUAGUUGCCUGCGCCUCUCUAGUUGGUUGUAUCACUAUCAUUAUUAACGCCACGUGUGACAAGUACAACAAAGAAUGAAUGUAACUUACCGCAUGGCCCUUAUCAAUGGAACAAAAGAUGAAGUUCGUGGACUGGAAGAUGCGUUCGCCUUCUCAGGGCCCCACUAACGGGGGUCCUCGCGACUAGCGAAUACGGCUCUUAUUGCGGGUAGCCUAGCUAGCAGGCAGCUAAGCAGCCUUUCUACGGUCUCGGCGUUCGUGAAGGGGGUCUCUUUCGAUCACAAAAAAAGAAGGCAAAGAGGCUGCUCACGCACACCAGACCAAGGCACGAGGGCGGUGGACCUAAUUACCGUGCUCGAGUCUUAGUCUAAAAGGAAAAGGAAAAGAGGUUCCAACCAAAAAGGAAAAGGAAAAGGACGUAGUCCAUCAAAGACGAGGGAAGAAGAGGCCGCACCAAUUUCUGAGAUACCGGUCAGAACCAAGAGGUGGCAGCACGUGACAUGAUGACGUCGUCCAUCAGCUCGCUAACGAUCAUGCUCGCUAACAAGGAACGACUUGUUGGGCUGAGGCUUUUGUGUCUCCUGGUCGCGGGGCUCGUCCAUUGUGCGGAAGUUUCGGCGAUUGCAAUGAGUGCAGAGCAUAAGCAACUACGACAUCGAAGGCGUAUUACUUAUGUUGUUUCUAAACGGGGAUCCCUACCGUAGAUUGAUACUACUUGUUACUUUUAUCCAGGCACACCUGCUGUAGGUAAAUAGACAACUGCUGAUUAAUAUCACAAUUCUUAGGCCUAGAAAAGAAUAGUACUUCCUAGGCCUAGAAAUAUAUGAGUGUACCUUUGCAGCCUUCUUCUUGACAAUCCACAAACGAUAGUCGCUUGUCACAACUACUUUCAAAAUCGACUUUCGUUCAGGUGACGUCGCAGAACUAUGGGGGUUGCCAAAAUUAGUAUGGGUCAUUUUAGCGGACGUGGUGGCCAUGAUCCUCUUCAUGGUUGCUAUUCCAGUCGUUCUCAAUUGCGUACUUAUUAUUGUUCUCUGAUUUGUUUGUUAUCUUUUAAAACUAUUUUCACGUCUGCUGCAUCGAUCAUGAACAAAACUCCAAUUAGGCGAAACGACGACGGCCGAUGUUUAGAUAGCGAGCAAGGGAAGGAACGAAGAAAGAACGACAAAGAAUCCUCUCGUCGAUGAUGAAUCGAUUUGUCGGAUUGUCGUGAACUAAGAAAUACACCCAGUGCAUACAUGAUGGUGAUAGAUUGACAUGAUUGACAAUCUUGCACAGGAGUAACUUUUUUAUCCGAGAUAUCGAUCCAACCAUGUUUCAUUCUUCCUCGUACUCGGACUUGAUGACUUCGAAGAGAUCGACGAAGUCGUGCCAGAGGGUUCGGAGGU
This is a messenger RNA of Amoebophrya sp. A25, 1450 nucleotides long. Lineage: Eukaryota; Dinophyceae; Syndiniales; Amoebophryaceae. The record is from the annotation of a GenBank genome assembly.